GAAUCCAGAGGCGGGCCCUCUCCUGGGACAGCACACCUGCACUCUUUCCUCAUGAGAGGUCCCAUGGUGUACAGGCAGUGUGGACCAAAGGCUUGACACCCUCAUUUCUGAUCCAGCACCUACCCUGGACUCUGCUUCUCCAGGCUGUGGUGAAGCCACAGUGGGAAUUCCAGGAGCUCCUCCUGCCCUGGCUGGCGAUCUGAGGACAGGGAGCACAGCAGCACUGAUAGCCACUGUCUCCAGCCCUAUGGAUUUGCCCCCGCAGCUCUUCUUCGCCUUCUAUGUGGCCGCCUUUGCGCUGGGCUUCCCGCUCAAUGUGCUGGUCCUCCGAGGUGUGGUGGCGCAAGCCCGACUCCGCCUCACCCCCAAUUUGGUCUACACCCUCCACUUGGGCUGCUCUGACCUCCUGCUGGCCAUCUCACUGCCCCUGAAGGCAGUGGAGGCCCUGGCCUGGGGGGUCUGGCCCUUCCCAGCUGCACUCUGCCCAAUCUUUGCCCUGGCCCACUUCACCCCGAUAUAUGCGGGCGGUGUCUUCCUGGCUGCCUUGAGCGCUGGGCGCUACAUGGGGGCUGCCUUUCCCCUGGGCUAUCAAGCCCUCCGGAGGCUGCGCUAUUCCUGGGGGGUGUGUGUGGCCAUCUGGGUCCUGGUGCUCUGUCACCUGGGGUUGGUUCUCAUAUUAGAGGCUCCAGGAGGUUGGCUGCACAAUAGCACCACUUCCCUGGGCAUCAACCAAGCUGUUAAUGGCUCCCCUGUGUGCCUGGAGGCCUGGGACCCUGGUUCUGCUGGCCCCGCCCGCCUCAGCUUCUCUCUGCUGCUAUUCUUUGUGCCCUUGAUCAUCACGGCCUUCUGCUACGUGGGCUGCCUCCGGGCACUGGUCCACUCAGGCCUGAGCCACAGGCGGAAGGUACGGGCAGCCUGGGUAGCUGGUGGGGCCCUGCUUACGCUGCUUUUGUGCCUGGGCCCCUACAGUGCCUCCAAUGUGGCUGGCUUCCUGCACCCCAACAUGGGAGGUCCCUGGCGCAAGUUGGGGCUCAUCACAGGGGCCUGGAGUGUAGUAUUCAAUCCACUGGUGACAGGCUACUUAGGGAGAGGUCCUAGCCGGGGGAUGACAUGUGCGGCACGAAAGCCAGGAGGACCAUCCCAGAAGUAGCAGCCCCUGCGGGGUGAAAGGGACACGGAGCAGAGU
Cavia porcellus (domestic guinea pig) is the source of this 1186-nucleotide messenger RNA. RefSeq names its product free fatty acid receptor 1-like. Gene Ontology annotation, cellular component: plasma membrane. NCBI's taxonomy places the organism in Eukaryota, Metazoa, Chordata, Mammalia, Rodentia, Caviidae. Gene Ontology annotation, biological process: response to fatty acid; G protein-coupled receptor signaling pathway; positive regulation of insulin secretion. The record is from RefSeq and is a predicted model, not a curated record. Bases 248 to 1150 code for a protein of 300 amino acids. The transcript has a single exon. Gene Ontology annotation, molecular function: bioactive lipid receptor activity.